ACACGUCUCGCUAAAUCGGCUAGAAGGACAUUUCCCUGUUACGUCAUUCUGAAGGAUCCAGGUUAUUAGACAACUAUUUCAAAAGAAAUCCAUUUCUUGUUUACAAUUGGAUAAUACGAUCAGCUGAUUUCACGUCGUAAAUGACGUAGAAAUUAGUUGUCGGUUUCAACAUCCACAUUGACGGAGGUAUCGCACAUAAAUGAUGCUAUCCUUUUCCUAUAUCUUGAAUGAAAUCAUGUCAAGAUUAUAUAUAGCAGUUGCUACUGCAGUGGCUGGUUUUGCUGUUUAUUGUAACCUACCUGCUACCUGGUUACUUCCUGCAGAAAAAGCUACUUUGGAAUAUUUAUCAGGUGCAAAACUUCAGAAAUUAGAUGGAUCUAAACAAACCUUUUCGUCAUCUGAACUGUGGAAAGAUAAUGGAGCAGUUAUCAUGGUAGUUCGAAGACCGGGAUGCUUCUUCUGUAGAGAGAAAAAUGGAUUGAUUGAACAGAAUAAAAUAGAAGCUGCCAAAAUAUCUACCCUGCAUCCAGAGUUAAAAGACAUGGGCAUUCCACUUUAUGCUGUGGUACAUGAAGAACUUGGAGUAAAGAAAUUUCAGCCAUAUUUCAAAGGAGAAGUAUUUUUGGAUAUAAAUCGAAUAUUUUAUGGACCAAAAGAAAGAAGGACCUUAUUGUUAGGAUUACUUCGUAUUUCUGUUUGGCAAAAUGCAUACAGAACUUGGAAGAAUGGUUACAAAGGCAAUCUUAAAGGCGAUGGAUCACUUUUAGGAGGUGUCUUUGUUUUGGGAAAAGGAAACCAAGGCAUAUUAUAUGAAUAUAGAGAAAAAGAAUUUGGAGAUCAAGCUAAUAUUACUGAAAUAUUAUCUGCUGCUAAGGAAAUUGCAUAGAUAAUGGAAACUUUUUUGUUGCUGCUAAUGUUUAUUACAAAAAUAAGGUGAAAGGUUGUAAAUAUAUUAAUGAUACUCUUACAAAAAAAAAAUUGUAAAUUGACUCUUUUUAUACUCUUGAAAAUUAAUGUGAUACUGUUUAUAGAUCAUAUUUCAAAUUUGUAUGCAGAAAUAUCUGAAAUAAAUAAUAAAAUAAAUUAA
Centruroides sculpturatus (bark scorpion) is the source of this 1087-nucleotide messenger RNA. Its product is annotated as redox-regulatory protein FAM213A-like. The coding region runs from base 200 to 886 and encodes 228 amino acids. NCBI's taxonomy places the organism in Eukaryota, Metazoa, Arthropoda, Arachnida, Scorpiones, Buthidae. The transcript is spliced from 7 exons. The record is from RefSeq and is a predicted model, not a curated record.